Molecule: messenger RNA, 603 nt
Organism: Komagataella phaffii GS115
Lineage: Eukaryota; Fungi; Ascomycota; Pichiomycetes; Pichiales; Pichiaceae
Product: 40S ribosomal protein S8
Exons: 1
Coding region: 1-603 (200 amino acids)
Biological process (GO): maturation of SSU-rRNA from tricistronic rRNA transcript (SSU-rRNA, 5.8S rRNA, LSU-rRNA); translation
Cellular component (GO): ribosome; cytosolic small ribosomal subunit
Molecular function (GO): structural constituent of ribosome
Source: RefSeq, a predicted model, not a curated record
AUGGGUAUUUCUCGUGAUUCACGUCAUAAACGUUCCGCUACUGGUGCUAAGCGUGCACAGUUCAGAAAGAAGCGGAAGUUUGAGUCUGGUCGUCAAGGUGCCAACACUAAGAUUGGACCAAAGAGAAUCCACACUGUCAGAACCAGAGGUGGUAACAAAAAGUUUAGGGCUUUAAGAUUGGAGACAGGUAAUUUCUCUUGGGCAUCCGAGGGUGUCUCUAGAAAGACUAGAAUUGCUGGUGUUGUGUACCAUCCAUCAAGUAACGAACUUGUUAGAACCAACACUUUGACCAAGUCUGCUAUUGUACAAAUUGAUGGUACCCCCUUUAGACAAUGGUAUGAAGCCCAUUACGGUAAGGCUUUGGGUAAGCGAACACAAGCUGAAGUUGAUGAGGAGUCUGAGAAAUCCCCUGAAUUAUUAAAGGAACAGGCCUCCAGGGCUUCGGAAUCCGUUUUGGAGGAUGCCUUGAGCCACCAGUUCCUUUCUGGUAAACUUUACGCCUGUAUUUCUUCUAGACCGGGCCAGUCUGGUAGAUGCGACGGCUAUAUUUUGGAGGGCGAGGAACUAGCUUUUUACUUACGUAGAUUAACUGCUAAGAAAUAG